Polyodon spathula (Mississippi paddlefish) is the source of this 732-nucleotide messenger RNA. It is a transcript of the gene hddc2, whose product is annotated as HD domain containing 2. The record is from RefSeq and is a predicted model, not a curated record. Gene Ontology annotation, molecular function: 5'-deoxynucleotidase activity. Gene Ontology annotation, cellular component: cytoplasm. NCBI's taxonomy places the organism in Eukaryota, Metazoa, Chordata, Actinopteri, Acipenseriformes, Polyodontidae. Bases 38 to 658 code for a protein of 206 amino acids. The transcript has 6 exons.
UGCAAAUAAAUGGCAGACGCCUAGAUGCCCAGCAAGCAUGCAUAAUUUACUGCAGUUUAUGAAACUUAUUGGACAGCUAAAGAGAGUACCCCGGACAGGGUGGGUGUAUAGGAAUGUGGAGAAACCAGAGAGUGUAUCUGAUCACAUGUACAGGAUGGCUAUGAUGGCCUUCUCGAUUGGUGACACAAAGCUCAACAAAGACAGAUGUAUAAAACUGGCUCUGGUUCAUGAUAUGGCAGAAUGUAUUGUUGGUGAUAUAUCGCCAGCAGAUAAUAUCAGCAAAAGUGAAAAACACAGAAGAGAAGAGGAAGCAAUGAAACAUUUGACUGGGCUGCUAAGUGAAGAUGUACAGAAAGAGAUUUAUGAGUUAUGGGAGGAAUAUGAAUGUCAAUCCAGCCCAGAGGCCAAGCUAGUGAAGGAACUUGACCAGUUUGAAAUGAUUCUUCAAGCAUAUGAAUAUGAGGACCUGGAGAAGACGCCAGGGCGACUGCAAGAGUUUUUUGAUUCCACAAAAGGGAGGUUUCAUCACCCAGAAGUUGUCCAGCUAGUCAAAAGUUUAAAUGAAGAAAGAAAUUCCCAAAUAUCUGCUGCAGGCUGCAGUUCUGAGGCUUCCCUACCACAGGCAAUACAGUCACAGCUGCCCAAAAAAACAUUAUGAGAAAAAUACAUUUGUUAAAUAAGUAUGUGAUUAUUACCUUGUACUACUUUUUUCUCUGGUGGAUUGCAUAUAUA